This is a messenger RNA of Dibothriocephalus latus, 1266 nucleotides long. Lineage: Eukaryota; Metazoa; Platyhelminthes; Cestoda; Diphyllobothriidea; Diphyllobothriidae. The record is from the annotation of a GenBank genome assembly.
AUGACCUACAAGCCACGCGCCGAAGCACCUAGAGCUAAAACCUACAAGUUUGACUUAAAGAUACACAAAGACUCAUGUUAUUCUACGCAAAGUGAAAGUACUGAUGAUUCCGUGUCUGAUAAUUCGUUGUUUUCUCUUCCCUCCACCUCUGACUCGGUCAACUCGCUGUCGUCGCACGGUGCUCGAAAAAAUUCCUCUGCGGCCACCACCCCUCCAGAUCCAGCCUCCUGUUUGGAUUACCUGAAGCGGCGCGAAGUAUUCCUCUACAAGAUGAUGAAUGACCCCAGUCAUAAGGCUAUGCUGUACUUUCUCGAGGUCUUGAUGAACUCAGAGACACCACUGACGGUUGAGCAACUGGCCGCAAGGCUCACCAACAAGUCAUUCAGUGCGGAAAUGCGCGAGGCUUGUGGUGGUGGCAGUUCAGAGGCACUGAAGAACUUCCUUGAAAAGUAUCCAUCUCUCUUUACCAUCAAACCGUCUGGUCUGGUUAGCGCUGUUGCCAUCGACAUGCCCGGCUUCGACGAGAUGUCAGAGACCAGCAUAGAUCUUGAAAACUGUCUCAGCCCCUCAACCACCAGUCGGGCCUCAGUUUCGGUCGGUCCAAUGCCUUCUGAGUCGCAGCGAUCCGCGGAGAAGAAGGGCACCAGUAGCUCAACCCAGGUGGAUACCACGGCAGUCUCUUCAACUGUGGAUAAGUCCAGCGAUUCUGGUGAAACAGAGGCUGUGAAGUUCUUCCAGCAACGCCUUAGUCGACGAGAAGAACGUUGGGUGCCAAUAAAGAGCCUUGCAGGUCAUCUUUCACAGGCUUCACCAGAAGUUCGAGCUGUUGUCGGUCCUCAGUUGGAGUUUCGCGGCUUCCUCUUGAAACAUCCUCAUGUCUUUGAGGUGCAGGGUGAUCUCGUUGGUCUCAAAGACCCCUUCACAGCAACGUGCCUUUCGAGGAGACCAAAAUCAUUCAUGACGGGAGCAAACAGCUCCUCGUCAACCAACCUUUCGACCCUGAAUCACGCCAAGCUGCCCGCACAAAAGGUCUCCAGGCCCAAAUCCCUCAUCAUGCUCUCACAGGCCUCGAAUGGCGGGUUCAACAAUUUUCGCUCACAACCGACUCGUGGACUGUGCAAUGCGCCGACUGGCUCAGAGUGUUACCUCAUGAACCAAGAUCGGUUCGGCGGCGGCGGCGGCGGUUACAGUGAAUGUACUCCUCUGACGCUGUCCGGAAAGCCUAUUGGUAGUCUUUCGGCGGAUGCCGGCCGCUUCCAGGCCCCG